Molecule: messenger RNA, 726 nt
Organism: Naegleria fowleri
Lineage: Eukaryota; Heterolobosea; Eutetramitea; Acrasida; Naegleriidae
Exons: 1
Coding region: 1-726 (241 amino acids)
Source: RefSeq, a predicted model, not a curated record
AUGCUGCUCUCCACACCACCACGUACCAAGAGUCCUUCUUUCAAAACAAAUGAUACCAAACCCACCUCUCCGAGAACAGCCUCCUUGAUCUCGGGAGUUUCUCUCGUGAUCAUGUUUUUUGUAGCCAUGUAUUCGGAAAUGUUGAUUCGUACGAGCAUGAUUAUUCCCAACGACUCUGAAACCACUCGGAACAAUAUUAAGCAAAAUGAAAUGAAAUUUCAGAGUGGUCUUGUGGGCUAUCUCAUCAUUUUGUUAUGUGAUGUCAUUUCAUCGAUAUCCAUGUAUCAAGUAUUUAAAUCCAUUUCGGCAGUUCUUUCUUGUUGGGUUGCUGGUUUGAGAAUGAUUUAUUCAGUCAUCUUUGGAUGGGCUAUUUGGCAAUUAUUCAGAGGGUAUUUCAUGCUGUUCAAUGAUCAUGGAAAGGAUUUUAUGGAAUUUUUUGCACGAUAUGAAAGUAUUUGGGCGUUUGGUUUGAUGAUCUUUGGAUGGCACUUGUUCUUUUUGAGUAUGCUUGCAAGGAGAUCGAAUUUUGUCGCACCAUGGAUUGGAGUUAUGACAGGUGUGGCAGGAAUUGCAUAUUUUGUGGAUAAUUUAUUGAAAUUAACUUAUUCAGAGUAUGAGAAUGUGAAAACGUUGUUGAAUAUUGGAGUGGCCAUUCCUGCCAUUGUUGGAGAGGUUGGAUUGGCAGUAGCUUUUAUUUCACACUAUGCUAAAAGUAGGAAACAUUGA